GGGAAAGUUUUACUGUCGCGAAAAAGGAAAUUACGAGAAGCUAUUGUGUAAAUUACCUGUAGGCCUCGGUGGUUCUCUGUAUAACGGUUAUACGGUUUUAUUUGUCUGUACCCUGUGAAUGAACACGAUGAGCGAACCGGAUAGUCUUCGUGAGACCCCUCUCAAUGGAACUAAUAGGGUAUCUCCCCCAGUUAUUACUGGUUUCCUCGAGAUGAUCCCCACCUUUUCGAAUACUAGUAGUGACUCUAUGAAUAUACGCCAAUUUUUCCAAACAGUCGACAGUGUUGCCCGCAUAGCCCGAUGGGAUCCGGAAGUAAAGAUUGUGAUAUUGCAGGCCAAACUCAAAGGAAGACCACUGUCUACAUUCUUCUCCUUACAAGACUUGUACCCUCAUUCUUUCGACGAUGUGAAGGAUAAUUUAAUCAAGUGCUACGACAGGGCUGAAUUCCAGGAGAAAAGCGCAUUAGACCAACUGCUGGGCAUUCGACAAUUAAGGGAAGAGAAGGUAUGUGAUUAUGCUAUUAGACUUUAUACCAUGUUUAACAGGGCUGUAUCUAAAAAUAACCAAGUUUCGUUGCUCCGUGACAAUGUCGUGAUGAAGAGAUUCAUAAAAGGGCUACAUCCCCAGCUCCGUGAGCACGUACUCCACGGCGAACCUAAAACCUUAAAUGAAGCUAUCGAUAUCGCGGAACGUAAAGAAAAAGUCGGAAAUGAGAGUGGGAACCUCGGAAACAAUAGAACCAUUUCCGUUAUACAAAAUCCAAAGAAUGAGUGCGGCGAUAAGGUGGAAAACGCUAGUGCCGAGGCAGAGAAAAACGACAGAUUAGCUCGUUUGGAAGCCGCAGUGAGUUCACUGUGCGAAUCUGUCGCUCAACUGGCCGAGAAUAUCCAUGCGGGACAGAGAAUAAAGCAAUCGGGGAGUAGGCGAUGUUUCAUAUGUAACGAUCCGAAUCAUCUAGCGAGCAAAUGCCCUAAGCGAAAACCUUCAAAUUUAAACUAAAUAUGGAACAGAAUGAAUGCCAGCAAUCUGUUCCCAGCUGUAGAAUAAGUCUGGCUGGUGUGGAUAUAUCUGAGAAGGGACUCCCGAUUAUAAGAGGGACCAUGCAGCAGCCGGAUGUGGCACUGCUGUGUGAUACGGGCGUUGAGAAAUCGGUAAUGGACACCGAUUUACUGCAUAGAUUAGAGCUCCAGCACGAAAACGGCCCUAUCUUAGAAAAGAGGCGAGAAUUCGGGGAUCAACGGGCAUAUUUCUGUCUCUGAAUGGACCUUGAAGUAGAUGUUAGUAAAGGCUAUGAGGCGGUUGAUUUGUUAUCUUCAUGUAUAAGGCAUUUCUUGAUAAUUGUAAACUUUACUUUUAAUAAGAUAUUCAAAUAUAGCUGGAUAUUCCA
Molecule: messenger RNA, 1388 nt
Organism: Centruroides sculpturatus (bark scorpion)
Lineage: Eukaryota; Metazoa; Arthropoda; Arachnida; Scorpiones; Buthidae
Exons: 2
Coding region: 119-1000 (293 amino acids)
Molecular function (GO): zinc ion binding; nucleic acid binding
Source: RefSeq, a predicted model, not a curated record